This is a messenger RNA of Nyctereutes procyonoides (raccoon dog), 933 nucleotides long. RefSeq names its product olfactory receptor 2A2-like. The transcript has a single exon. Gene Ontology annotation, molecular function: G protein-coupled receptor activity; olfactory receptor activity. The coding region runs from base 1 to 933 and encodes 310 amino acids. The record is from RefSeq and is a predicted model, not a curated record. Gene Ontology annotation, cellular component: membrane. Gene Ontology annotation, biological process: G protein-coupled receptor signaling pathway. NCBI's taxonomy places the organism in Eukaryota, Metazoa, Chordata, Mammalia, Carnivora, Canidae.
AUGGAGGGCAACCAAUCGUGGAUCACGGAAUUUAUCCUAGUGGGAUUCCAGCUCAGUGAAGACAUUGAAGUGCUCCUCUUUUGUGUCUUCUCCCUGUUAUAUAUCUUUAAUUUGCUGGCAAAUGGCAUGAUCUUGGGACUCAUUUGGCUAGACCUCAGACUGCACUCCCCCAUGUAUUUCUUCCUUUCUCAUCUGGCUAUCAUUGACAUAUGCUAUGCUUCCAGCAAUCUGCCCAAUAUGCUGGAAAACCUAGUGAAACACAAAAAAACGAUCUCCUUUGUCUCAUGCACUAUGCAGAUAGUUUUGUUUGUGACUUUUGCUGAUGCAGAGUGCCUGAUUUUGGUAGUGAUGGCCUACGACCGGUUUGUGGCGAUCUGCCAUCCUCUCCAGUACACCGUCAUCAUGAACUGGAGAGUGUGCGUGGUCCUGGUCAUUGCUACCUGGGCAUGUGGGUUUUCCUUGGCCCUAGUGCAUCUAAUUCUCUUCCUAAAGUUGACAUUCUGUGGGCCCCAGGAAGUGAACCACUUCUUCUGUGAAAUCCUCUCUGUCCUCAAAGUGGCCUGUGGUGACACUUGGAUCAAUGAAGUCUUAGUCUUUGCUGGUGGCGUGUUUGUCUUAGUUGGGCCCCUUUCUCUGAUGUUGGUCUCCUACAUGCGCAUCCUCUGGGCCAUCCUGAAGAUCCAAACAAAGGAAGGGCGCAGAAAAGCCUUUUCCACCUGCUCCUCCCACUUCUGUGUGGUUGGAUUCUACUUUGGCAUAGCCAUGAUGGUUUAUUUGGUUCCAGACAGUAGCCAACGUGAGGAGCAGCAGAAAAUCCUUACCCUGUUUUACACCCUCUUCAACCCAUUGCUGAACCCUCUCAUUUACAGUCUGAGAAAUGCUCAGAUGAAGGCUGCCUUCAACAAAGCAUUGCAAAAAAAGAGGACAAUAUAA